Molecule: messenger RNA, 489 nt
Organism: Thermothelomyces thermophilus ATCC 42464
Lineage: Eukaryota; Fungi; Ascomycota; Sordariomycetes; Sordariales; Chaetomiaceae
Exons: 2
Coding region: 1-489 (162 amino acids)
Source: RefSeq, a predicted model, not a curated record
AUGUCAGAACCGCCAGCUCCGCAGACAAUUCCGGCCAUGGACAACUCAGCUGCUCAGCCGGGAGCAGUUAAUGGCACGCUCGCCGAAGCCAACGACAUCUCUAUGACCGAUGCCCCUUCGCAAGCAACUACAACACAACCAUCUCAACCACAACCACAACCGCAACAACCACCGCUCUCGGCAACACCAACGCCGACAACAACGACAACGACAACGACAACAACAGCGCGCGUUCCGACACCGGUGCCCGCACCAGCUCAGCAGCAGCAGCAGCAGCAGCCGCCGCCGCAACAACAACAAUCCACAUCCCGCGCCGCCUCGCAGCAUCCGGACCCCGCCACAACAGGCCCCGCUACCGGGACAGGCACGGCGGGCUUCACCAUGCCGGCCGAAGCCGCGCCUCAUGGCGCGCCCGUGCGUCAGUACAUCAACAGCAAGAUCACAGGGGUGCUGCUGGAGGGGAUGAAGAUUGUCGCGCGAGAACAGUAA